Molecule: messenger RNA, 1467 nt
Organism: Closterium sp. Naga37s-1
Lineage: Eukaryota; Viridiplantae; Streptophyta; Zygnematophyceae; Desmidiales; Closteriaceae
Source: the annotation of a GenBank genome assembly
AUGGAUGCUCUCAGCGCGCCAUUCAUGCCGCUCGAAGCUGCGCCGGACGGGCGCAAAGGGAAGGGCAAGAAGCGCCGGGAAGCGGCGGAAGCUCCUAAUGGCGCAAGUGACGCCGAUGCAAAGCGCGCCAAGCAGGCGGACGCGGAGCAGCAGGGCGGGGGGGACGGCGGGGGAGAAGCGGCGCAGCCCCUGGGGGAGUCGGAAGAGCAGGCGCAGACGCAGGCGGUGCAGUUUGUCGGGUUGCGGAGCGUGCGGAGAAGCAAGGAGCAGCAGAAGGGGCGGGAGCGGGAGAAGCGGGAGCGGUACGCGGGCGCGGGGGCGAAGGCUGGCGGGGAGGCGCGCGUGGGGGGCGGGAAGCAGCGGCGGAAGAAGGCGGUGAAGUCGAGCGUGGUGUACCUGGGGCGCCUGCCGCACGGCUUCUACGAGGACGAGCUCCACGGGUUCCUGAGCCAGUUCGGCGAGAUCGAGCAGCUGCGCGUGGUGCGCAACCCCAAGACGGGGAGGUCGCGGCACUACGGCUACGUCAAGUUCGCCGCGCCUGAGGUGGCAGCGAUAGUGGCGGAGUGCAUGGACAACUACCUGCUCUUCGGCCACCUGCUCAAGACGCACCUCGUCCCCGCCACCCGCGCCGACCGCGACCAGCUGUUCUACACUCCCCACAAGAACCCUUCAGAAGUCUCUCAGCCCAAGCCGGUGGAGACAUGGGAGGACUACAGUGAGCAGGCGCGCAAGCAGUCGAAGAAGCUCAAUGCCACCAUGAAGCGACUCAAGGCGGCUGGCAUCCAAUACGACUUCCAACCCAAGCCCAAGGCAGCGAGGCCCGAGGGGGGGAUGCACCAGCGCUUCAACGAGGAGGGCGAGGCAGCCCCAACCCCAACCCUAACCCCAACCACAGCCACAGCCACAGCCACAGCCGCAGGCGCUGCAGCAGGCAAGGGCAAGGGGGCGAAGCAAACGGGCGGGGCGAAGGAGCAGAAGCAGAAGAGGAAGGGAAAGGUGGAGGGUAAAGUGGAUGGGCAAGGGGAGAAGAGUGCGGAAGAUGCCGAGGGGACGCAAGAGCAGGAGAGGAAAGGUGUGAAGGAGGUGCAGGUGCAGGCAGAGGGUGGGGAUGGAUUGGCAGAGAAGAAGGUGAGCAGUGGGGGCGUGAGCGAGGUGACAGUGGAGGGCGAGGAGAAGAGGGGGGGUGAGGAGGACGUGGUGGCACGCGCCCAGGCUGUGGCCCAACGGCUGAAGCAGGAGGCGGAGAAAUUCGCCCAAGUGUUGGGGAAAGAUGCCGUGGAUGCUGAGGAUGGUGGCGCACACGAGGGAGGGGCUGGUGAGGAUGAUGACGGUGCGGAGGCGGUUGACGAGCCAUGGAGUGAUGGGCAUGAGGAGGAGGAGGAGCUGUUGCAUGAAGAGCAGGAUGUGGAGGAGGAAGAGGAUGAGCAGAGCGAGGAUAGUGAAGGGGAGGAGGGUGAUGAGGACUAG